Molecule: messenger RNA, 948 nt
Organism: Habropoda laboriosa
Lineage: Eukaryota; Metazoa; Arthropoda; Insecta; Hymenoptera; Apidae
Product: protein FRA10AC1
Exons: 4
Coding region: 220-948 (242 amino acids)
Biological process (GO): dephosphorylation
Molecular function (GO): phosphatase activity
Source: RefSeq, a predicted model, not a curated record
GAACUUUAUCAACGUCUACAUAUUUUUUAAAAAGGAAACUUUUAUCAAAUCGAAACUGUAUAACUAUUUCUAGUAAAAGAUUAUACGUUGAAUACACAUAUGUGUAUUCACUAUAACGUGUUAAAAAGUACUAUUGAUUAAAUGUCUCGUAUACAUCUCAACUGAUAUCCUACGGUUACAUAUCGAAUUAGAAAUCAAAUCGUUUGUUAAUCAGAAAACAUGUUUCCGGCUUAUGCAUACUUGUCAGCUUAUGACAGACAUAAAAAACUUAUAAAUGAUUAUUUCACGUUGUACGGGGGUUCAAUGUCAUCUUUGAAACGAAACACGUCCCGAGAUAAGACAGACUAUGACGUUAUUAGAGAAAACCACAGGUUUCUGUGGAAUCAGGAUAAUGAUGUACCAGAUUCAUGGGGUGCUCGAUUGGCAAAAAAGUAUUAUGACAAAUUAUUUAAGGAAUAUUGUAUAGCUGAUUUGACAUAUUACAAACAGAACAAGGUUGCCUUAAGAUGGAGAACAGACAAAGAAGUUGUUGUUGGUAAAGGACAAUUCGAGUGUGGUAACAAGAAAUGUAAAGAGAAGGAGGGUCUUAAAUCUUGGGAGGUAAAUUUUGGUUACUUAGAGCAUGGUGAGAAAAAAAAUGCUCUUGUCAAAUUAAGACUAUGCCCUGAAUGUUCAAUAAAAUUAAAUUAUGGAUCACAAAAACGAGAAGCAAAGAAACAUAAGUCGCUAAAAAGAUUAGGAACAAAUAUUGAAAUACAGAAUAAUACAGCUAGUACAUCUGCAGUGCAUAUUAAAACUGAAGAAACUGAAACUACAAAUAGUACAGAAACAUCUGUAGAAGAGACAAGUAAAGAUGAAUCUAAUAUUUGGAAAGAAAAACCAGUUGAGAAUUUGGAAAAAACAAGGGAAGAGGAGUUUGAAGAAUAUUUAGCAGAUCUGCUAAUGUAA